Struthio camelus australis is the source of this 2488-nucleotide messenger RNA. Lineage: Eukaryota; Metazoa; Chordata; Aves; Struthioniformes; Struthionidae. The record is from RefSeq and is a predicted model, not a curated record.
AUGAAGUGCUGCGUGGAGAAGGGCUCUGGGCCUGGCCCCUCGCAGAGGGUCACAUCCAGCCUGCACCCCUCAGAGACAGGGACAGCUGCAUUAUUGUGGUCACAAUUUGAGGUAGGAACUAUUAAACCUGCAUUUCUAAACCUUGCAUUUCUUUCAGGUCUGGAGUGUGAUUUGGCAAUGAAUCUAGUAGGGCAGCCCCUGGUGAAGCAACAGGUGAUGAAAGGAGUGAGGGAGUUUCUGGAGAAUGAGAACCCCAUGAAACCCCUCGUGAUGUCCUUCCACGGCUGGACCGGGACUGGCAAAACCUAUGUGAGCUCCAUGCUCAUCCGCCACCUCUUCCGAGAUGGACUCCGGAGUCCAUAUGUUCAUCAGUUCUCUCCAAUAGCACACUUCCCUCAUCAGGAGCAGAUAGAGCAGUACAAGGAGAACCUGAAGCGUUGGAUCCAAGGGAACUUGACAAACUGUGGACGAUCUGCUUUCCUCUUUGACGAGAUGGACAGGAUGCACCCGGGUCUGAUCGAUGUGAUCGUGCCAUUCCUGGGACCCUCCUGGGUUGUUUAUGGGACCAACUACCGCAAAGCAAUUUUCAUUUUCAUAAGCAAUGCAGGAGGAGAACAGAUUAAGGAAAUGACACUGGAUCUGUGGCAUGCCCACAAGGAUCGGGAGGAGAUCAGCCUGCAGGACAUGGAAUCAGCCAUCUCAAAAGCCGUUUUUGAAAAUCCUCAGAGUGGAUUCUGGAAAUCUGGGAUCAUUAAUGAACAUCUCAUUGAUUUUGUUGUGCCCUUCCUCCCACUGAAGCGCCACCACGUAAAGCAAUGCGUCAUCAAUGAACUCAUCCAGCAAGGCCUAGAAGUACGUCAGGAUGUCGUACAGGAAGUGGCUGACAGCAUCCCCUACUUCCCAGAGGAAGAGAAAAUAUUUUCAUCAACAGGCUGCAAAACAGUAGCCUCUCGAAUCAGUUUUUUCUUCUAGCCACGAGCAAGGACUCUCCUCUGAGGUAGCGCGUGGCGUCUAUAGCAGAUCAGACACGAGCAGCCCUCAGGAGAUGAUGUACCUGCAGCCUUGCUCAGAUUCAUAGGAUUCAGGACGUUUAUUGAGCUGUAAAGCUGCAGAGCCCAGGACUGGAGGGAUAAGCACGAGGAGCUACAUGUUACCUCCCAGUAGCACAAGCGCUCUCCCUGCUGACCUCACCUCUCCAGCCCCAAGGAGGCAGCUGCAGGAUACAGUUGUGGGAGCAAACGCAAGUGAUGUGACUUAAAGCACUUUAUUGAUUUAUUCUUUGGCCAAGUGAAGGUGGAUACUGAACAGCCCAGUGCACCACCCAAGACAGGCUGUGACAAACAAGAGAAGAUGCCAAGAGGGAUAGUAGUGACAGGGAGGUUUCUCACCUGUUCCCUGUCAGAGGCACCCAUCUGUGGCUCUCCCCUCUCCUGGCAGCUAUUGAGAUCUAAUCCAUUGAGAUUCUGAGCCCAGAAAAAGGCUUUAUCUACAGCAUUUUAACAAUAUUUAAAUUUUUUAUUUUUUUUAGUGUGACUGUUUGCCUCAGUUCCUUGGUACAAUGUGAAGAUGCUGGUGUUCUGUCACCUGCAACGCUAGCCCACGAAGACCUUUGAAAAUAUAGUGAAAUGUGCUUUUCAAGGAAGUUCUAGAGCCAACUUCUUUCCAGUUUCCUUUCACUGUGAAUAGUUGCUGGUAAAGUCCAGCUUCAGCAUCAGAGUACGAGUGUAAUGAGGAAAACGGCAACAGCUGACCUGCCGAGAGUGCAGCUCUUCCCACCAUCCCCUAGUCCAUCUUCCCCCUAAGGCCCAAAGGAUUUCCCUGCAGCCAACUUGGGGCAGGGUGGGGGGAGGCGUCUUGCUUGUCUUCCCAGCUACAAAAAAGUUGAGUCCUACCUCCAGAGGAGACUGCAAUGUCACAAAUGGUUUUGAAAAUUCUUUUUAUUCAGUGAUGAUUUCUCCAGUAGGCUGAGAAGCUCUUGCUGUGGUGAACUGCUGAGCCUCUUGCACAUCCUUCUGCUGGUCAGACCCCACAGGCUUUGGCUGGGCCAGGAUCCAUUCGGCUUCUGGAAAGUGCCACUUACAACGAGGGGACCUAGGGAUAACUUGGAGAAGAUUAGUACUGUCGAGCACUGGGCGCACGCAGCGCUGCUGGCCUUUGUCCCCUGUUUUAAUCCCCCCCCUCCCCCCAUGCAGACAGUUACUGGGAACAAACUGCCCAAUGGAUGGGCAAACAGGGACAUUUAUGAGAGUCCCCAAUACUCCUCUUGGGCCCUGGGCCUCCGCCCUACUCUGAAACGAGCUGCCAGCACUUGGGACCAUUCCAGCCUCCCUCCAGAGCCUGAGCUUGGGGGACAGCAAUGUCGGACACCAUCCAAAUGCUGCCUGGGAGCCAGUCCACAGGCAGACUCAAAUAUCCUGCCUCUUUCAAAAAAUGUGACGCGUUUCUAAUUUUAAAAUAAAUCCUUUAAGAAAUAAAUGGUUGGGGAACA